This is a messenger RNA of Vicia villosa (hairy vetch), 741 nucleotides long. RefSeq lists its product as uncharacterized. Bases 1 to 741 code for a protein of 246 amino acids. The record is from RefSeq and is a predicted model, not a curated record. The transcript has a single exon. Lineage: Eukaryota; Viridiplantae; Streptophyta; Magnoliopsida; Fabales; Fabaceae.
AUGGUUACUAAAGGAGGAUUACCUGGAUUACCUGCUGAGUUCUUAAUUGAGAAAGCUCUCAGCUUGUCACAAGAAAGAAAGGAAGAAGACUUUGAAGUUGUUUUUGCCUUGUUGGUGAAUGGAUUGUUCUUGUUCCCUAACAUUAAAAACUUUGUUGAUAUGAAUGCCAUCAAGAUCUUUAUGAAGAAGAAUCUUGUUCCUACCUUACUUGGGGACACUUAUUAUUCCAUUCAUCUCAGAAAUUCCUAUGGAAAGGGAAUGGUUACCUGUUAUACUCCUUUUCUAUACAUGUGGUACAUAUCUCAUCUUCCUGACACCUCUGAAUUCUGGAGCCAGAAAGAAGGAUUGAAAUGGUCGCACAAGAUCAUGACUCUCACUAACGCUGAGAUUGUUUGGACAAACAAUCACUUCUGUAGAAUGAAGACUUUGGACUGCUGUGGCGAUUUCCCUAAUGUGCCCCUCAUUGGUACAAAAGGAGCAAUCAGCUAUAGCCCCGUGUUAGUUCGUCGUCAAUUUGGGUUUCCUAUGAACAAAAGACCAAGGAACGGUUUAUUGGAUGGGUUCUUUCUGGGAGAAAGAGUUGAGAACAAAGAGUUUAGAGAGAGGGUUGCUAAUGCUUGGCAUCCAAGCCAUAGAAGAGAAAUCAAAGAUUGGAAGACCAAAGGGGAUCUCUCUCCUGAACCCUUUGAUAGUUGGGUCACUACCAGAGCUGCUGAAACGAGAAUGCAUAUUCUCCCUUGA